GUUCAGCCGACGCUGAGGGAGAGAAUCCGGCGAGAACAGGCUUCAGAUGAAUUUAUUCGUGCAAUUGAUGCCAAAGUUCGAGCCGGAGGCGUCGAAGGUUUUCACCGAGGCACUGAUGGGGCCUUGGAGUUUUGCAACAGAAUUGUGGUGCCAAAAGUUGAAGCGUUGCGGAAGGAGAUUUUGACUGAGGCUCAUACCACACCAUACCUAGCCCAUCCAGGAAGCAAGAAGAUGUAUCAUGACCUGAAAAGGUCGUUUUGGUGGCAAGGGUUGAAGAGGGACGUUGCCGACUUUGUGAAUAAAUGUUUAACUUGUCAGCAAGUCAAAGCCGAACACCAGAGUCCCAUAGGCCUCCUACGACCACCGCCAAUUCCAAAGUGGAAGUGGGAGGAGCUUUCGAUGGAUUUUAUCACAGUGUUACCUAGGUCGUCUGAACAUCACGACGCUAUUUGGGUCAUGGUCGACAGAUUAACUAAGGUUGCUCAUUUCUUGCCAGUAUCGAUGAAUAUGUCUUUGGACAAGUUGGCUGAGAUUUAUACUCGUGGGAUCGUUCGACUCCACGGCGUGCCCGUUACUAUCGUGUCAGACAAAGAUCCUAGAUUCACUAGCAGAUUCUGGCAGAGUUUGCACAAGGCGAUGGGCACGAGACUAGCAUUCAGUUCAGCCUACCAUCUAGAGACUGAUGGUCAAACAGAGCGGACUAUUCAGACGUUGGAAAAUAUGUUGCGAGCUUUGGUUGUUGACAGGGGUGCUAAGUGGGAGUCGUUAUUGCCAUACGCCGAGUUUGCGUACAACAACAGUUAUCAUUCUGCUAUUCAGAUGGCUUAUUACGAGGCACUUUACGGUCGUAAAUGUCGUUCCCCUCUUUAUUGGGACGAUGUCGAUGAAUGUCGAGUACUCGGUCCGAAAUUGAUCGAGGAGACAGCAGAACAG
Molecule: messenger RNA, 933 nt
Organism: Striga hermonthica
Lineage: Eukaryota; Viridiplantae; Streptophyta; Magnoliopsida; Lamiales; Orobanchaceae
Source: the annotation of a GenBank genome assembly